Messenger RNA from Momordica charantia (bitter melon), 2189 nucleotides. It is a transcript of the gene ECT2, whose product is annotated as evolutionarily conserved C-terminal region 2. The record is from RefSeq and is a predicted model, not a curated record. Gene Ontology annotation, biological process: mRNA destabilization. Gene Ontology annotation, molecular function: mRNA binding. NCBI's taxonomy places the organism in Eukaryota, Viridiplantae, Streptophyta, Magnoliopsida, Cucurbitales, Cucurbitaceae. Gene Ontology annotation, cellular component: cytoplasm.
CAAAACCCUCUUUUUUUUCUUCCGAAACCCAGAAGAAACCCUCUGGCGGCUGCGAGACCCGUUGGUUCCUCUUCGCCCCCUUCUCUCUCUCUAUCAUUUUCUUGGGUUUUCCCUUUGAUUUUCCGCCUCUAAACCCCUCCAUACCCUCUUCCUUGUGUUGGGAUUUUGGGAUUUUAGGGUUUUCAUAUACAGUUGUUCCCUCUUCCGGUUUGCUGCUGCUUUUGUGUCUCUCCGAGAUCUACUAUGGCUACCGUUGCUUCCCCUCCUUCUACGGAUCAAGCUGCAGAUUUGCUGCAGAAGUUGUCAUUAGAUUCUCAGGCGAAGCCUGUUGAGAUUCCAGAGCCAACAAAAAAGCCAUCCGCUAAUCAAUAUGGGUCCGUUGAUUCGGGCAAUGGUGUUAUUGCUCAGAUUCCAACUGAACGGUCUGUGACUCCAUUUUUACAGGAUUUCGUGGAUCCAGCCCUGUGCUAUCUUCACAAUGGAUACCCAUCGUAUUACUAUGGAGGUUAUGACGGGACUGGCAAUGACUGGGGGGAUGAUUAUUCAAGGUAUUCAACUUCAGAUGGGGUUGAUAUGACUUCGGGAGUUUAUGGAGAUAAUGGUUCUCUUAUGUAUCAUCAUAGUUAUGGAUAUGGACCUUAUGGUCCUUAUUCACCUGCAGCUUCUCCGGUUCCCUCUAUGGGGAAUGAUGGUCAGCUGUAUGGGCCUCAGCACUACCAAUAUCCUCCAUAUUUCCAACCUCUUACUCCAACCAGUGGGCCUUAUACUCCUAGUCCAACAACAGUUCCUCAAUCACAGGGAGACAUUUCAACCUCUGCAGCCACUGAGCAAAAGCCAUUACCUGUAGAAACAGCUAAUCCAAAUGGUACUGCUUUGGCAAAUGGUGGGGGAACGAAGGGAAACAAUGGCACAGCUCCCAUAAAAUCAACUUAUCAAAAUUCAGCAUAUGGUUCAAAUGUUUCAUAUGCCAGAGGUGCGAUGCCAGGACAUAUCCCUACUUCGGGUUAUCAGGACCCCAGAUAUGGGUUUGAUGGUUUGAGAUCUUCUUUCCCAUGGUCAGAUGGUCCUCUUUAUUCAGAUGGACAGUCUAGGCUUGUCAACAGCUCUACAAUUAACUCUUCUAUUACAAAUGCCAACAACAUGCCUUCUUCGAGGAAUCCAAAUUACCGUCCCAACACUCAUUAUGUAGGUUUCCCUCAUCCUAGACCAAUGUCUGGUAUGAAUACCACCCAGGGAUAUAUAAAUAGGAUGUACCCUAAUAAGUUGUAUGGUCAGUUUGGAAACACAGUCAGAUCUGGUGUGGGGUUUGCUUCUCAUGGUUAUGAUUCACGAUCUAAUGGGCGUGUGUGGCUGGCGGUGGACAAUAAAUAUAAGCCAAGGGGACGAAAUGGUGGUUACUAUGGUUAUGGUAAUGAGAACAUGGAUGGCUUGAACGAGCUGAAUAGGGGACCGAGAGCUAAGGGUAGCAAGAACCAGAAGGGAUUUGUGCCCAGUGUUCUAGCUGUGAAGGGACAGUUUUUACCCACCAAUGCAACGGAAGAGGAAGAAAAAGAUAAGGUGUCUACCCCUGACCGGGACCAAUACAACAAAGCAGAUUUUCCGGAGGAAUACUCUGAGGCCAAAUUCUUUGUUAUUAAAUCAUACAGCGAAGAUGAUGUUCAUAAAAGCAUCAAGUAUAAUGUUUGGGCUAGCACACCUAACGGCAACAAGAAACUUGAUGCUGCAUACCAGGAAGCUCAAGAGAAGCCCAAUGGUUGCCCUGUUUUCCUCUUCUUCUCGGUUAAUACUAGCGGGCAAUUCGUUGGACUUGCGGAGAUGGAAGGACCUGUCGACUUCCAGAAGAACCUGGAAUACUGGCAACAAGACAAAUGGAAUGGCUGUUUCCCUGUUAAGUGGCAUGUAGUGAAGGAUGUACCCAACAGUCUUUUGAAGCACAUCAUUCUUGAGAACAAUGAGAAUAAGCCUGUUACCAAUAGCAGGGAUACGCAGGAGGUCAAGCUGGAGCCAGGACUUAAAAUGAUAAAAAUAUUCAAGGAGCACGUGAGCAAAACGUGCAUUUUGGACGAUUUUGGUUUUUACGAGGCCCGACAAAAGACAAUUCAAGAGAAGAAAGCCAAGCAACAACAGUUUAAGAAGCAGGUCUGGGAAGGAAAGCCUACUGAUGAGAAGAAAGAAGGAUCUGAGGUAGU